AUGCCCAGGCGGAGCAUCGCGGAGGUGAAGGUGCUGGACGUGCAGAAGCGGCGCAUCCCCAACAAGCACUAUGUGUACAUUAUCAAAGUCACCUGGUCCAAUGGGUCCACAGAAGUCAUCUACCGAAGGUACAGCAAGUUCUUUGACCUGCAGAUGCAAAUGCUGGACAAGUUUCCAAUGGAAGGAGGGCAGAAGGACCCGAAGCAAAGGAUCAUCCCCUUUCUGCCAGGGAAGAUCCUCUUCCGCCGGAGUCACAUCCGCGAUGUUGCAGUCAAGCGCCUAAUACCUAUCGACGAAUACUGCAAGGCUCUGAUCCAGCUGCCUCCCUACAUCUCCCAGUGCGAGGAGGUUCUCCAGUUCUUUGAGACACGACCUGAUGACUUGACGCCCCCCAAAGAGGAACCCAUUGGAAAGAAGAGGUCUGGGUUUAUCCAGAGAACGGCCUCUUUCCUGCAGAGAGGAGCUGACUCUGCGUCGGUCGACCCCUUGGUGCUGGAGCAGUAUGUCGUGGUGGCAGACUACCAGAAGCAGGAGAGCUCCGAGAUCAGCUUGUGCGUGGGCCAGUUGGUGGAUAUCAUUGAGAAGAACGAAUCAGGCUGGUGGUUUGUGAGCACGUCGGAGGAGCAAGGCUGGGUGCCGGCGACCUGCCUGGAGGCCCAGGAUGGUGUCCAGGACGAGUUCUCAAUGCAGCCUGAUGAAGUCCCAUGGAGAUACUGGUCUCUGCCCAGACACGUUGGCCGCCGUCGGACUCUUGGGGACUUGUACACCAGUGGAUGGGGUCAAGAGGAGAAGUACACCGUUAUUUACCCAUAUACCGCAAGAGACCAGGAUGAAAUGAACCUGGAUAAAGGGGCUGUAGUGGAGGUGAUCCAGAAGAACCUGGAGGGCUGGUGGAAAAUCAGGUACCAGGGCCAAGAAGGCUGGGCCCCGGCCUCCUACCUCAAAAAGGGGAAUGGAGAGAUGUUCUCGCAGAAGUUGGGGUCAGGCUCCUCUGCUCAUUCGUGUGCCUUGGAUCUGGAUGGCAUCUCCCGGCAACAGGUUGUGGCGAGCCGAGAGAAGGAUGGGCUUGCUGGCCAAAGGGACGGGAGAUUCGACAGUCGUCCACUGCCCAAUGCUGACAUCCGACGCAAGUCACCAAAGAUGAGGCAGAGACCCCCUCCUCGCCGAGAUCUCACCAUACCACGCGGUUUGAACCUUCCUAAACCUCCUGUCCCUCCUCAAGUGGAAGAGGAAUAUUACACCAUCGCUGACUUCCAGACCACCAUCCCCGACGGCAUCAGCUUCCAGGCAGGAAUGAAAGUAGAGGUUAUUGAGAAGAACCUGAGCGGCUGGUGGUACAUUCAGAUUGAGGAGAAGGAAGGCUGGGCCCCCGCCACAUUCAUCGAUAAGUACAAGAAAACCAGCAACGCGUCCAGGCCGAACUUUCUGGCUCCACUACCCAACGAGAUGGCCCAGCUCCGGCUCGGCGACACCACGGCUGACAGCAGCACCGGUGAGGAAGCAACGGGACCGUGCCGUCCCCUGCCAGAGGCUCCUCCUAACGGUACAGACUGUGGUGGGAAGUGGGCCAGAGACUGGAAGGGGAAGGAAGCUCUCGAGAGCGGGGAUGUAGCCUUUGCCGGUGGCUACGAGGAGAUCUCGGAUCGUGACACAGAGGAGAAGCCCAGCCUGCCGCCCAGGAAGGAGUCCAUCAUUAAAUCAGAAGGCGAGUUACUGGAGAGGCAGAGGCCUCCCCCCAAGCCGCCAGGCAUGAUUUUGCCCAUGAUCCCACCCAAGCAGUCAUCGGCCCCAAAGGACAGCAAGAAGCCUGAGCUGAAACCAGAAAAGGGCAAACUCUUCCAGCUGAAAAACGAAAUGGGAUUGGAAUGUGGACACAAGGUGUCAGCCAAGGAAGUGAAGAAGCCAAACCUCCGGCCCAUUGUCAAGCCAACCAAGCCAAAAGCUGAGCCCAUGGAGGACAAGCCUGAACCCGUCGCCCAGAAUCCGUUCUUGAAGUCAAGACCUCAGAUCAGGCCAAAACCCGCUGCUGCCCCCCGGACUGACCCACCUCCAGCUGAUGAUAAACUGGACAUUUGCAGCCUGCGGAGCAAGCUUAGACCUGCAAAGUGCCUGGAGAAACCCUCCGAGCAGGACACCACUGCCGGCGAAAGCUCCUUCAGUAGUGCCAUGGUCUCUUCAGAGGCUUCUGGAAGGUAUCAGGAGCGACCGAGCAUGGAGAACAAGCCCCUGCCCAAGCUGGACAGCCACACCGCGAAAGAGGCGCUGCCCAAAUCUCCCCUGGGCCCAGCAAACACUCCAGGUACCAAGGAUCCCCCACCACAGCGCCCCGUCGUGCCACCCCGCAGACCACCCCCCCCGAAGAAAAUGGGGGGUCCUGCCUCCGGGCCUGUGGCGGACCUCAGGGCCCCGGCACGGGAAGCGCCUGAAAUCAGGUCAUCCCCGGUGCCAGGGAGGCCCAUGCUGGUUCCUCCGAAAGCCAAGCCGUUCCUCUCUGCCUCCGUCCAAGACGAAGCCAAAGUGAAAAGCAGUGUAAGCUCAAAGGUCAUAUCCAAGCCAGUGGAGAGAGGGGAGGCCAAGGAGAGGACCUCAGCCCCCAUCUCCAGUCCGGACAUGGCCAGGGAAGCUCUCUAUGUGGCAGUGGCAGAUUUUGAAGGCGACGAGGAGACCAACAGCUUUAAAGAAGGGACUUUGUUUGAAGUUUGCGAGAAGAACAGCAGUGGCUGGUGGUUUUGCAAGGUCCUGACUGGAGGGCCAUGCUGGGAGGGCUGGAUCCCUUCCAAUUACCUACGAAAGAAGCCAUAGCCACUCCUCUGCUUGCACGGCUGGAGGUUCCCUGGUCUCUCACCUGAGUAUUUAAUUAGCAGAUUAAUUUAUAGUUUUCCAUGAGGCUGGCUUUAAAAAACAAGAUAGUAAUUGAGAUCCCACGCAUCCCAGCUGGUGCCCGUUGGUGGCAGCAUGGAGG
This is a messenger RNA of Gavia stellata (red-throated loon), 2962 nucleotides long. It is a transcript of the gene SH3PXD2B, whose product is annotated as SH3 and PX domains 2B. The coding region runs from base 1 to 2802 and encodes 933 amino acids. Gene Ontology annotation, cellular component: cytoplasm. The record is from RefSeq and is a predicted model, not a curated record. NCBI's taxonomy places the organism in Eukaryota, Metazoa, Chordata, Aves, Gaviiformes, Gaviidae. The transcript is spliced from 15 exons. Gene Ontology annotation, molecular function: protein binding; superoxide-generating NADPH oxidase activator activity; phosphatidylinositol binding. Gene Ontology annotation, biological process: superoxide anion generation.